UUAUAAUAAUUAAAAAAAAUAAACGGCUUUGUUUCCAAAAACGCCAGUGGUAGCCCUAGGAUCGUGCGAGCGGGCAAGAAAAUACGGAGCAUUUCGAACAGAUACGGCCCGAGCCCGCUCAAAGAUGGCCGCGUCCCUGCCGCAGCGGAAGCGAAGCGCGCGUGUUUCGGAUAUUUUUGUUAACCCAUCGCCAUAUUGUUUUUAUUGUCUCCAAUAAUCAUAAUUAGAAUUUACAAACAACCAUUUGUUAUACAAACACGAUAUAACAAUUAAAAGUACGCGCACCGAUUACGUAGUCAUGGCGUAGUUUUUUUUUUAAAGACAGAUUGUGACAUUAUGCCACCGUAUUCAGUAUUGUUAUUUGUUAUUUGAAAUUAUCUGAAAUCGAUCUAGCGUAUAGUGAACAGGUUUGGUGUAGUGUUGUGCUAAAAAUAAGGGGUUGAUAAACCGUUAGUACUUACUGUGUUUAAAAUUAGUGCAUAUUUUAAGCUCAUGUGGUAAUGGAAAGCUAAUUAUUGUGUUGUGACUAAUUAACUUUCUCCGAUUUGUGAUGUGCUAGUGAUUUGUCAUUUGUCUGGAUUUGCAAAAAUGGAUAAACCCUCGUUUAAGCUGGUCGGGGCUCCAUGCGGCCAGCACGGGCAGUACACCUUCUACAAGGCCCUGAGGAUCUCCGGCGAGAGGGAGCGCAUCAUCGCCAUCGGGGACUUCUUCUUCGUCAGGAUCUGGCAGGACUCCGAGCUGGUCUCCAUAGAUAAAAAAUACCCCGAAUGGCUGCCACCACUACAUGACCAACUAAUCAUAGGCGAGCUGCAGCUGCUGUGGACGGACCGCGUCUCCGACCAGACCCUGGUCAGCCUGCGGCUGUACUUCCUCCCGGAGAACACCCCUGACGGGCGCCACCAGCACGGACAGGUCAGCGAGCUGCUGUGGACGGACCGCGUCUCCGACCAGACCCUGGUCAGCCUGCGGCUGUACUUCCUCCCGGAGAACACCCCUGACGGGCGCCACCAGCACGGACAGGUCAGCGAGCUGCUGUGGACGGACCGCGUCUCCGACCAGACCCUGGUCAGCCUGCGGCUGUACUUCCUCCCGGAGAACACCCCUGACGGGCGCCACCAGCACGGACAGGUCAGCGAGCUGCUGUGGACGGACCGCGUCUCCGACCAGACCCUGGUCAGCCUGCGGCUGUACUUCCUCCCGGAGAACACCCCUGACGGGCGCCACCAGCACGGACAGGACGAGGUGCUAGCCAUAAACGACAAGGUGGUCCUGAAGGCCGAGGACCUCCUGUCGUGGGUGUGCGGCGGCGAGGAGUGGCGCUGGGGGCUGCGCGCCGUGUGGCGCGGGGACUGCGCCCCCCCGGCGCACCCGCGCCGCUCGCAGCCGCUCCACCACACCCGGCUCGACUUCAGCGACGUUGAGAAAGAGAAGAACGCCAUAAGUGAGUACACUAACCCCCCCCUCGGCCGGUCUGUCCUGGGUGGCGAGGAGUGGCGCUGGGGGCUGUGCGCCGUGUGGCGCGGGGACUGCGCCCCCCCGGCGCACCCGCGCCGCUCUCAGCCGCUCCACCACACCCGGCUCGACUUCAGCGACGUUGAGAAGGAGAAGAACGCCAUAAGCGAGGACGCCGAAAGUCCCGGCGUGGUGGUCUUCUCGUACCCCCGGUACUGCCGGUACCGGGCGCUCCUCUCCCGGCUCGAGGGGAUCCAGGGGGACUGGCUGAGGGACAGCUUGGUCUGUGCGCUGGGCGGCUACGCAGCCCCCACCAAGAACACCAGGAUACUGUACUGCAAGGACACAUUCGAGUACCCAGAACUUGAAGGUCACGAGUUUGUCUGCAACCAGCUAGCGCCGAAACUGAAGGGGCGACCGCGGGGCCGGCGUCGGAAACGGGCCUCCAACCACUCGCCGUCUCUCUCCGACAGAUCUAGCGACAGCGACUCGCAGAAGCGCGUCGAGCAGCCUGCUGAGGUGAGUCACAGACACCUCAUGACGCGUUUACGAAGAGGAGUUAGUCUAUAAGCAGCUCGAGCUGUUACUGAAGGGGCGACCGCAGGGCCGGCGUCGGAAACGGGCCUCCAACCACUCGCCGUCCCUCUCCGACAGAUCUAGUGACAG
Molecule: messenger RNA, 2118 nt
Organism: Cydia fagiglandana
Lineage: Eukaryota; Metazoa; Arthropoda; Insecta; Lepidoptera; Tortricidae
Product: AT-rich interactive domain-containing protein 5B-like
Exons: 11
Coding region: 589-2022 (477 amino acids)
Biological process (GO): regulation of transcription by RNA polymerase II
Cellular component (GO): nucleus
Molecular function (GO): transcription cis-regulatory region binding
Source: RefSeq, a predicted model, not a curated record